Messenger RNA from Canariomyces notabilis, 1725 nucleotides. RefSeq lists its product as uncharacterized. Bases 126 to 1253 code for a protein of 375 amino acids. The transcript has 3 exons. NCBI's taxonomy places the organism in Eukaryota, Fungi, Ascomycota, Sordariomycetes, Sordariales, Chaetomiaceae. The record is from RefSeq and is a predicted model, not a curated record. Gene Ontology annotation, biological process: protein folding; protein peptidyl-prolyl isomerization. Gene Ontology annotation, molecular function: peptidyl-prolyl cis-trans isomerase activity; protein binding.
GUUUUUGAAAGAAAGUAGAUAAAUCCACCUAGAGCCGUAAAGAGGCCUUCGCAGGUCGCCCCAUCUCACAAAGUCCUUUAGUUCGAUCUUUGUCUCACUCGAUACCCUCACUUCAAGCCGACAACAUGAGCAGCGACGAAGCCAAGAAGGCUCGAAGCCGCGUCUUCUUCGACAUUACCAUUGGCAAGCAACCCGCUGGACGCAUCACAUUCGAGCUCUUCAAUGACAUUGUACCCAAAACCGCCGAGAACUUCCGUGCCCUGUGCACAGGCGAAAAAGGCAUUGGCAAGGAGGGCAAGCCGCUGCACUACAAGGGCUCCAUCUUCCACCGCGUCAUCAAGGAGUUUAUGAUCCAGGGCGGCGACUUCACAGCCGGCAAUGGCACUGGUGGAGAGUCUAUCUAUGGCGCCAAGUUCGAGGAUGAGAACUUUGAGUUGAAGCACGACCGCCCCUUCCUUCUGUCCAUGGCCAAUGCCGGUCCCGGAACCAAUGGCUCGCAAUUCUUCAUCACCACCGUCCCUACGCCUCACCUCGAUGGCAAGCACGUUGUCUUUGGCCAGGUGCUCAGCGGCAAGUCGGUCGUGCGCAAGAUCGAGAACCUCAAGACGCAGGACUCCAAGCCCACCAAAGAUGCCGUCAUUGCCGACUGCGGCGAGCUGUCAGCCGAGGAGGCCGCGGCGGCCGCCGAUACCAAGGUCGCCGACGCCUACGGCGAUGAGUACGAGGACUUCCCCGAGGACCAGGUGACCGGAGACGAAGUCCUCUCGCCCGUGCAGAUCCUCAAGAUUGCGAGCGACUGCAAGGAGUUUGGCAACAAGGCGUUCAAGGAAGGCAAUAUCCCCGUGGCCCUGGACAAGUACCAGAAGGGCCUGCGGUAUCUGGACAAGGAUCCCGACCUGGACAACGAGCAGCCCGACAUCAAAACGAAGCUGGACGUCCUCGAAGUCUCUCUCAACAGCAAUGCGGCGCUGAUGAACAUCAAGCUCAAUGCGUGGGCUGACGCCGUCCAGGCGGCCAAUAACGCCCUUGCCGUCACCACCAUUUCAGAUAAGGACAAGGCCAAGGCGCUCUACCGUCGCGGAUUUGCCCAGGUGCGCUUGAAGGACGAGGACUCGGCCCUUCAGAGUCUGGAGGAGGCGAAGAAGCUCGCCCCCGAGGAUGCGGCCAUUGCCGCGGAACUUGCUGCCGUCAAGAAGGCGGCCGCCGCGAGACUUGCCAAGGAGAAGGCAGCUUACAAGAAAUUCUUCAGCUAAAACUGCUGAAUGACAGGCAAGGGUAGCUAGAUGGGAGUGGCGUUAUCGGAGGCUGGGAGAACACCGGCUUUUUAACCGAUGGGCGGGUAUUGCCUAUCCAUCACCCCUUUGAUAUCUGAUAGCAAAAAUGAGAAAAAAGAUUCUCUAUUUUCUGAGCUAGUCGCGCAGCACAGCCCAGAAAACCCAAAAAUGUCACCGCUCCUCCCAUGUGCCCUAUCUACAACUGCUGCCGCCACCAACAACCGUUUCAUGACUGUUUGCCACCCCAAAGAAUCGAGAGCGUGUCGUUAUCCUAACGUAGUAUCCAAUCCAGAGGGUAUCGGUCUAGUACCGGGCUGUAUGGUGUAUGUAUGUACGCGAUUUUUUGCCAUCGAUGGCGUUUGUUCGAUCAUGUUGUGAUUCGAUGAUUUCGUUGCGUUGGUUCUGAGGGGCGCACGCUGCCCGUCCUCGUAUCGUCCUCGUCCUUCUGUAG